Molecule: messenger RNA, 1305 nt
Organism: Penicillium mononematosum
Lineage: Eukaryota; Fungi; Ascomycota; Eurotiomycetes; Eurotiales; Aspergillaceae
Product: cytochrome P450
Exons: 6
Coding region: 1-1305 (434 amino acids)
Molecular function (GO): heme binding; oxidoreductase activity, acting on paired donors, with incorporation or reduction of molecular oxygen; monooxygenase activity
Source: RefSeq, a predicted model, not a curated record
AUGGCUUCUCUAGCGAAUCCGGAUUGGAUUCCAAUUAUAUACCCAAUUCGCCCAGGAUUUCCUAAAAACCCUCAUGCCUUACACGAAGAAAGGAGGGCAUUACCGGCCGUUUUCAACACCCGGGACGAGGAGCUUCACAGGAGAAUUAAAUCACCGAUAGCACCGCUUUUUUCCUUGUCAAAUGUCCUCCGUCUCGAGGAGUUUGUUGACGAGGCUAUUCGGGUAAUGAUUCAACAGCUAGAUGAACGUUUUGCAGAGACUGGAAAAUCUUUCGACCUGACCGACUGGUUGCAGUAUUUCGCCUUUGACGUGAUGGGAACCUUGACAUUCUCAAAGAGAUACGGAUUUCUUGAACAAGGAGGAGACGUGCAUGAAAUGUUGGCUACCAUCUGGAAUUAUAUGAAGACAGCCGCACCGAUGACACAGAUCCCAUGGUUUGAUGACAUUUGGUAUAAAAACUCGUUUACGGCCAUGUUUCGCAGAACUACUGGCUUCUCUAUCCUCAGCAUUGUCGGCAAAUUCAUUGCCGAAAGAACUGAAGCACUUGAAUCCAACCGGAAAGGUGAAAUUGACCUGGGUGGUCGGGAUAUGCUGUCGCAGUUCUUCGAGAUCCAAGCUAAUGAUACGUCCCUUCCAAAGUGGUGUGUUACUGCCUGGACGUUUUCCAAUGUCAUUGCAGGAUCGGAUUCCACGGCCGUUGUCCUGCGAACCUUGUGGCAUAACCUCCUUUCUCAUCCGGAGACGUUGCAUUGCCUUCGAGAGGAGCUCCGGGACGCAGAGGCAAAUAACCCCAAAGGGUUCUCGAAACCUUUCCCGUCGUGGAGGGACAUUGCAGAUCUUCCCUAUCUAGAUGCUUGUAUCAACGAAGCAGUGCGGCUGCAUCCUCCCUUCUGCCUCCCAUUUGAACGAGUAGUCCCAAAAGGUGGGAUAAUGAUUGACGAGACGUACAUACCAGAAGGUACCGUUGUCGGAAUGAGCCCGUAUGUGAUCAACCGCCACAAGCCCACCUUUGGAGAGGAUGCCGACCUUUGGAACCCAUCCCGAUGGAUGGUUCCCCUGAAACACAGACGAAAACUAGAAGCCAGCGUCCUGACCUUUGGGGCCGGAAGGCGUGUUUGCCUUGGUCGUCAGAUUGCGUUGCUAGAGAUGAAGAAGAUCGUCCCCGUGCUGGCGCUUCGAUAUAAGUUUGACAUUCUGGAUCCGCGGAGGUAUAAAGUGGAGAAUGCUUGGUUUUUCCGACAAUACGGACUUGAUGUUAGGAUCAAUCGGUAUGAAAAGAAUAUGUCGACGGAUGGCCCCCAGUGA